Molecule: messenger RNA, 1200 nt
Organism: Cladocopium goreaui
Lineage: Eukaryota; Dinophyceae; Suessiales; Symbiodiniaceae
Source: the annotation of a GenBank genome assembly
AUGUCGAUCUUGAUUAACCACAGUGGCAAGCUUUUCGGCAAGAAGGCACCUACCAUAAAGGACAUAAUUUGCAAUCAGGAGGUGGUUCUGGCUGCUGUGGAAGGAUGUCAUGGGAAACCUCGGAUCAGUCCAUACACGGUGAAAAGUGCACUUCUGGAUGUGUACACCCGGAAACGCAUAUUUCCAGAAGGUAUUGUGGCUGAGAUCCCGGCUGUUCAAGAUUGGUCGCUUAAGAACGGCAUUGCCCUUUCUCGCUUGGUAUCCCGACUCCGUCGCCUCUUGAAGCGUUCUUCCAAGUCCAAGUACAAGAAGAUGACUGCGAUCAAGGAAGCAUGUCGUGCCCGGGGAUGGGACGUUUCGCCCAGUUCAGGAUCUGUGAAACCUGGAUGUGGUGAUCCAGAAGGCCUCGUCGAGCUCCCUGCAGGGCCUGGGAGCGUGGGCAAGGAUUGCGAUCUCAGCAGUGACAUUGCUUCAUCAACAACAUCAUCGUCAUCAUCAUUGAGUAGUGCUAGACUGGAAAGGAUUGUGGAACAGUUGCGGAAAGUCAAGAUGGCGUGUGAUCAACCUGAUCGUGCAGUGGUUCCUGUGAGUGAGGAAAAACCACCAACACCAAGUUCAGACAAAGUGGAUUCUGAAAAGGUCAAGUAUGUCUUAGCCAAGCUCAAGCACGGGGGUCCAAAAACUUCGGAACCGGUCACCAAGCAUGAACCACAGAACCCAUCGGAGACGAACGUAUCGGUGACCAGUGAUGCACCACAGAAACCGUCGGUGAUUGGUGAUCCAAAGAACCAACACGUGAUACCUGACUUUGUCUUGCGUGGUCUUGCAGCAGCAGCUGCGCCAGUGGAGCCCUUUCGCUUGCAGGAUCAGUACGUAUCUUCAAUCGCCAAGGCCAAGGCUGAGCAUGCUGAGGCCCCUGACGAGCAUGAGUCUGAGGCAGAGGCUGCAGAAGUGGCACCUCCCAAUGGGGCACCGAAAUCCAAACCAAAGAAAAAAUCCGAUUGUGAUUACAAGUCUAUCCGUGAUAAUUUCAUUUCCCAAAAGAAGGCUGAAGGUUACACCUAUUCCAAAGCGAAAUCGCUUUGGGGCAAUUCUUCUGAGAAGGCAUCAUUUUUGGGUAGCGCUUCGCUGCAGGAACUUAAGAAAAGGAAAUUCGUCCCAAAGGGGUCAACAUCCAACCCUUGGGCAACAAAGGCCUAA